This is a messenger RNA of Branchiostoma floridae (Florida lancelet), 3409 nucleotides long. Its product is annotated as protein regulator of cytokinesis 1-like. The transcript is spliced from 14 exons. Bases 167 to 2008 code for a protein of 613 amino acids. Lineage: Eukaryota; Metazoa; Chordata; Leptocardii; Amphioxiformes; Branchiostomatidae. Gene Ontology annotation, biological process: microtubule cytoskeleton organization; mitotic spindle midzone assembly. Gene Ontology annotation, cellular component: mitotic spindle midzone; spindle; cytoplasm. The record is from RefSeq and is a predicted model, not a curated record. Gene Ontology annotation, molecular function: microtubule binding.
UAUUUCAAUACCCAUCUUGACCAAUCACAGGAGGUUUUGUAACGCACGUAGUUUGAAACGGAUUGGUAACAGACAAAGUUUCAUUUUCAACAUCGGGACAAAACCAAGCAUCCCAGUCUGUAUCUUUUGAAAACUUCUUUUUCGUCGGUUUACGCGUUAUGUAGCAAUGGCUACAAGCAGCAAAAGUAACGCCGAGACUAUGGCCAACGAGCUGGCCCACAGUCUGGAGGCCACCAUGGGCAGACUACAGAACAUCUGGGACGAGAUCGGCAUCAUGGAGGAACAGAGGAAGGACAGGAGGAAAGUUGUGCUGCAUCAUUUACAGGCCCUCCUAGAGGAGAUGGUUGCAGAAGAAGAAAACCUGCGGACACGGUUACUACAGAGCGUAGAAGACUGCGGCAAGGAGUUGCUGAAGAUCAGCAAAGAGCUGCAUGUACCUGUCUACGAGCCAGAAGAGGGCCUCACCAUACUGACACUAGAGAAAGAGCUGCGGACCCGUGUGGACACCUUGUCGAAGGAAAAACACGACAGGAUGAAACAGCUGAGCUCGCUGAAGGAGAAGGAGCAGCAGUUGUGCGACACGUUGUGCACCACUCCCUUCUACAUUGCACCAGACACAGUCCCCAGUAACGACCAACUGGCAAAACUGAGGCAACACAUCAGCACUCUGCAGACAGAGAAGAACACCAGACAGGAAGUCUUCCUGGAGACCAAACGAAAGAUCAUCACGUACCUGGACGACCUGGACCUGACCCCGAACUCUUCCUUCGAACGUGAUGUUGUGUGUGAAGACGAGGAGUCUUUCGUUCUCUCCAGCGACAACAUGGCGGCCCUGCAGACGCUAUGUGCAGAGCUUGAGAAGAAGCAGAACGACCUGAUAGCGAUGGCGUCUGACUUGAGGAUACAGGUGACGACUCUGUGGGACAGACUGAUGAUCGAACAAUCAGAGAGAGAGGCCUUCAACAGGGACAACCAGGGCUUCAAACCCAGAGUCUUGAAAGCGUUACGUGAAGAAAUCGAGCGGUGCAGGGAACUGAAGCUACAGAACAUCCGGCGUUACGUGGAGGGACUGCGGGCAGAGAUCACCCAGCUCUGGAACAAGUGCUACUUCAGUCAGGAGCAGCGCAACCAGUUCACAGAGUUCUUCAGUGAUGACUUUACCGAGGACCUGUUGGAGAUCCAUGACCAGCAGGUGGCCCGUCUGAAGCAGUACUACGACAACAACAGGGACAUCCUCAAGUUUGUGGAGAAAUGGGAGGACCUCUGGAAAAAGAUGCUCGAAUUUGAGAGACGAGCCAAUGACCCGUCACGCUACAACAACCGAGGCGGCGGUCUACUUCAAGAGGAGAAAGAAAGGAAGAAAGUCCACAAACUCUUGCCCAAGGUUGAGGAGGAAGUGUCUAGGGCCAUCAGAGAGUACGAACAGAAGACAGGACAACCCUUCCUGGUGGACGGCUGUCCAUUCCUAGACUAUGUCACGGCCCAGUGGAACAAGCAUAAUGAAGAGAAGGAGCAAGAAAAACACCGAAGGCAUUUGGCUAAGGCCAAGCAGCUUGAGGAAGAGCAGAAGAAUGGGUCCAAGCCUGCUACCACUCCCAAACGGCGCUUCCUCACAACACCAACCAAGACUCCCACUAAGAGAAAGAUGGAUGGGACUUUUGGUCCCUCUCCUAGUCCUGCCAAAAAGACCCCCAUGCACCACUCCAGUGUCAUGUUUGCCUCCCCCCUUCACCGCCCUCCCCGAUCUUGCAAGAAGACGCCGAAGACUCCUGGUGGCCGUCUUCCCAAGAGCCGCCCGCCACUACCGGGCAGUGGACUGCGGAAAGCGCUGGCGGAGAGAAACACGCCCGACAGGACCCAUGGCUUCAGCAUGUCCACGUUGAGUGGAUCCUCUGGUACUAACGCAAGUUUGAUGUCCUGUGGCACGUACUCAGAGUUCUCACGUGAGGUCCCCUGCCGUAGCAGCGCGAUUUCCGUGAUUCCAGACGAAGAAGCCGUGCACCUCUAGAAGUCUACAGGGGAAGGCAUUUUGUAACUCGGAGAUCCCCAUUAUGAAUAUUCAUGUUUUAACGCAUCUCUAAUCUCGGAUUGCCUCCCUUUAACAUCUGUAUACCUUUUACGGAGGAGGCAGUAGUAGACUUAUGCCAGUAUCCUUUGAUAGCAGGUGUUUUUAAGGGUGAUAUAGACAAGCUCGCCUUGUCGAAUGUAAGAAAUGUUGCUGUUUUGUAUAGAGUUGUAUGUAGCGUCUACGUUGUACAUAGCAGUAUAUUAGAAUAACAUUUUUGUUCAUUGCCACGUACAUAGACAUUGUAUUCUUUUCUAUCUCUUACGUGACGUCUGUGUCCUUAAGUUUUUCUCUCUGCUAGAGGUGUACAGCAGUAUAUUCUUUCACCAAUUGAUGCACCUCUCUACAUAUAUUCAUACUUGCUAAUCAAUAAACUACAAAAGGUGAAGCCAUUGUCAUUUUUGGUUCAUGGAUAUUUUUAGAUUUUAGCCACUGGCUUUUGAUAGACCGUUACUGUGCCUUUGAUAGACCGUUACUGUGUCUCAAAUUUUUUAUAAUUACAUGUAUGAGGUAAAAUGAUAUUUGACUGUUCAAAAACUUCUCUUAACCGAUUACCAUAUUCAAGUGCACCUUUCCUAGUAUUAGUAACCAAGAAACAUUUUGUCUGUAAUUUGCCCGCUAUCACCAUCAGGCCACACCGAUUUAAUUUCUUGGUUCAUGGAUUCGCUCGCUCCUAUUUUUUGGGGAAAAAAAUAGAAAUAAAAAUUACCACUCAGCAAAUUUUCACCAUUAAUGAAACCAUUCACCAACUUUCUGGUGUAGCAAAUUGGCCUUUAUAUUAUAAGCUCCUUAAAGUGUGGGUAUAGGUGCUGUUACUGUACAAAAAUACAUGUAGUGUUUUUGUACUUUUUUCAAGCUGAAAACUUUUUUUCUUUGUUUUGGAUUAGCCGUUACCUUUACCCCAACCAUUUUACAAUUUUUAUUUCGCCCUCUCGCUCCAUAUUUUUUAUGAAAAAAUCCGUGAACCAAGAAAUUAAAUUGGUGUGGCCUCAGAGACGAUAGGUUUCACUACUACAUUUAUAGUGAUCUCAAAAAUUCCUUACUGAAAUUGUCCAGUAUCUUGUUGCACAUAAAAAGCUGACCGUUCCUGUAACAGUUACAUGUAUGUACAUGUCGUCUGUUUUGUCAUGUCUAUGGUGUAGUCGACACUAGCCAUUUAAGGCCCUUUUCACCUGUUGCGCAGACUUAUGCAAUAGUCAAAUAUAUCAUUAAAACUACUUGGAAUUAUGUAUAUCCUGUAUUGCGAGUGUACUCAAUAUAUUUUACCUUUCAAACAUUCUGUGCUUUAAGUUGCAGUCUUGAUUACAGUUUCACAAAUCCCUGCAAAAUUAGUAAUCUAAACAU